Coccinella septempunctata (seven-spotted ladybird) is the source of this 2309-nucleotide messenger RNA. RefSeq names its product apolipoprotein D-like. Bases 43 to 762 code for a protein of 239 amino acids. The record is from RefSeq and is a predicted model, not a curated record. The transcript has 5 exons. NCBI's taxonomy places the organism in Eukaryota, Metazoa, Arthropoda, Insecta, Coleoptera, Coccinellidae.
UCAUUCAUUUCUGUACGACUUAACCCAGAACUGUUCGAAAAUAUGUUCAAGCUGGUGUUGUGGAAUUUCCUACUUUUGGGUUUCCUGCUGAAAAAUGUCUAUUGUGAAUCAUACAACCUUGGCGGCUGUCCGAAAAUGAAAUCAUAUGAAAGUUUCAACAUGACGAAGUUUCUUGGAUUGUGGUAUAUUGUAGAAGCCAAUGAUAUUUCCAUAUCUUGUGCGACUAUCAAUAUCAAAGCCAACAAUUCUUCUAAAUUCAACAUAGAACAAUCCCACAACUACCGUUUUUUACCUUUUAUACAACAUCUUGUUGUACGUACAGGACGGAUGAGAAUUAUUGAUGAGGAUAAUCCAGCUGGAAUGAAAAUCCAAUGGCACUGGAGUUAUCCAUCUGAGUACAUGGUUGUUUUCGAUACGGACUAUCGGAACUACGCUGGGGUUUUUUUCUGUUCAUUGAUGGGUAUUGCAUCAGAAUCGAAAAUUUAUAUAUUAUCAAGAACCACUGGGUUGAGUGAUUUGCACAGAAAUAAGGUGAAAGAAAGUUUGAAACUGAACGAUUUCAGCGCUUCAAGCUUGAGCAAAAUCGAGCAUAAGGAUUGUCCAACGGAAAAAACUGAAAACACCUUCAAGCUGAAGGUUGAACCAGACUUUCUAUCGCCCAAAUACAUUGGCAACAAAAUAGAUAAAGAGUUGAAGAAGAACUUCGAUAGAAAAGACUGCAGCCGAGAAGAUAGCGAAGAACAGGUCACGAUGAGGGGUUGAAAAUUUGGUCAUCGAUAUUGAACGACUGCGAUAUUGAUAUGACAAGGAUUGCUACUUAAGUUUUGAGAUAUGACAACAAUGAUGUGUAUACGUCAAAUCGAACGUUGUCCUCGUAGAGUUUGAUAUUUCUAAUGGUUAACGAUGAUUUUCUAUGACUUCCGACGGAUUAGACCAACAGCUUCGUCUUUUGAUAAUGAAGCACCAUCUAGGGCCACCGCCCAAGGGUUUCGCUUGUUUUCAUAAUCCAAUCGUGGUAACAUACCGGCUAGAUAUUGGGGCACACUAAUAAGGGCAUUGUUCCACUCGCUUACAUUCAAUAUGGAACAACAUUUUUGCCAUCAAAAUAGUUAUUUAUGUAUCAAGGACGAAAACCUGUCAUUUAUAGUCGAACCUGUAAAUUGAUAGCCGAGGAUAGCAAGAAGGCGAGACAAUAUAGACAGUACAUACCUUUAUGAAAGUAAGAAGUUACCCGUAGGAUGGCCUCAUCUAGGUCGCCUUAUUUGCAAAUUCCCUCACCUCUGGACUAUAGUGUUAUUACUAGUACCCAUAUCGCUAUCACUAUCCAUUCUCGAUUAUAAUGAACACUAACAUUAAAACCACGUACUUGAUUCACUCAUAAAAUCUAGGGGAUUUCGUAAAUAUUUGAUUCGACAACAGCGUAACAGCCAUUCUCACGGGAACUAAUGUUUUCAUCAAAUUCUGUUUCCCAAAAUUGAUUAUUCUCUCUAUCUAGUUUUCGUAUCUAUUGACGAACGAGCAAGACGAAAAGAGUUUGAGGACGAAAAGUGUAUGCGGAAAAGAAGUAAUUUCCUUCAAAAAUAGUCAACUUUUCAUUCGGAAAUUAGUUCGUAAAAUGUAAUUGUUUGUUUUGGUGGACGAAAAAAGAUUUUUCGCGUUGGAUAUCGCCUAAUUUUCUGAUCGUUCCAAAAAAACCUCGUGUCCGUUAGUGAAAAGUUGAAAAAAUUCAUGGCGGUGAUCGGGAAGACCUUUAUCAGAUAACAACUGGCGACGAAUCAUGGAACUCUGCAUAUGAACCCAAAAUCAAACCAUGAUCGACUGUACUGGUCUUUCAAAAGUCCAACAAAGAUUGUUGGCUCAUGAAUCGCACUAUUUUCGGAAUAACUAGACGUGUAGCCACAGAGUUUUGAUCCCAAUGGAGAAUAUUUCGACACUAAAGCACAAAAACUGAAUUACCUACGGGAUUUUCACUAACAUGAGUUAUUUAACCACUACACGUGUUUCGCUAUCACAGCGUAGCGUCUUCAGGUGGGUAGAGUUCAGUGGUUGUAUACCAACCUCAUCGUGAUAAAAAUUAUGUAAUUCAGUUUUUUGAGUUUAAUAUGGAUUUAUUCCUGCAACUUCAAUUCAACAGUGAAGUCAAUUCUGUUAUAGACAUUUUGCAUAUCUCAAAAAUUGAGUAACAAUCCUCGUAAUCGGUAGAAAUAUUCUAGGAAAUGUUAUGAAUAUCACAAUUUAUUAAUCAAAUAGGUACGUAUAAAUAUACCCAAACAAUAAUGUAAUAUGCAGAAUAAAAAUUUCAUGAAAAA